UAAGCUUCCAGUCUUGAUCUCCCUCUUCACCUCACUAGUGGUAUCAGAGCUCUCUCUCAAACGAGCAUAACUAAUGGCUAGUGAAUCCUCUGCAACUAUCACCUCUCCUCCUAUCUUCACUAAUGCCGCCAUCCCUAUUGGACAAAAGACUAUCAUCACUAUCAAUGCUGUUGCUCAUUUUCCUCUCAAACUCACUCCUAGCAACUAUCCCUCUUGGCGGGCACAAUUUCUAUCCAUCCUCACAGUCUACAAAUUAACUGGGUUUCUUAAUGGAUCUAGGCCUUGCCCACCAGCACCAAUCGGAGAGGUUCCGAAUUCACCCUUUGAGCUUUGGAUCCGUCAAGAUCAAUUGAUCCGUCAUGCUAUCCUUACAUCAGUUUCAGAACCAAUUGCUCCUUACAUAUAUGCUACUGAAACUUCACAACAAGCCUGGAAAACUCUAGCCAAUCUCUAUGCCAAUCACUCAAGAUCUAGAGUUUUUACACUCAAGGAGAGGCUUCAAAACACUCGCCGUGAAGGCUGCACUGUCUUUGAAUUUCUUCAUCAACUCAAGGUGCUCGCCGAUGAACUUGUUGCAAUUGACAAACCUCUUACCAAUGAUGACUUGACGGUGUAUGUACUCAAUGGGAUAGGCCCUGAAUUUCGUGAGAUCUCCGCUUCGAUACGUGCUCAAGAUGAGCCACUUUCCUUUGAAGAACUUCAUGACAAACUAGUUGCCCAUGAAGAAAGCAUGCACAGGGAAGAAACUCGAAUUGAAAAUACACCAGUGACUGCCCAUUUUGUUGCUAUGCCCACAAGGAGACUUGCUGGAAUUUUGCCAUUGCCACAAAAUAUACAACCUUUUGGAUCAAGCCAACAAAUGGCAGGAGUCAAUCAACUUCUCAAAAUCAAAUUUUCCCUGAUCUCACCAGUGUUCAAAUCUCUAAUUUUUCUCCUUCAAUUCCAUCUCAGCCCUCCAUCAACUCAGCUUCUCCUUUUCCUUCUCCUUCUCCGGCACGGGACUCAGCUCCAUCCUCUACUCCUCUCCCAGCCUUGCCACCGCCAGUGCCCUCCGCCACUGCCACCCCAACUCUGUAAGACUUCGUCAUCCCAGUCUUGCAGGAUGCAUCGCCUCCCAUUGCUUGCGGUUCAGGUCUGGUCCGCUCUCCCUCCUGCUCAUGUAUUUCCCGCUCUCUCACUACUUCUUAUGUUGCCGUCGACUCCCCUCCCUCUCCCUCUCCCUCUCCCUCUCCCUCUUCCUCGUCCCUGUCCCCUGUCUCCUCCUCGUCACCGGCCUCUGUCUCGUCUUCCCCAGCCACCGACUCCCCUUCACCUGGAGGAUGAAGAGGCAAUGGAGGACAUUAAUAGGGUAGAGAAGUUUGUAAUGAUUGCCAUUUGUUGCAUUCAAGAUCACCCAUCUCUGAGACCCACUAUGAAGAGAGUCUCACAGAUGCUACAAGGAACUGUUGAAGUUUCUUAUCCUCCAGUCAAUCCCCAUUCAUCAGUUUAAUUUAAAUAACCUACCAAAGCCCCAUGAUCAGUUAAUAGAGGAGUGUGAUCAAUAUUAUUGGUUCUUCAGAUUCAUGGGGUGAUCUCUGUUGAUCUUGUGAGGCUUUCUUCUAGAUAUUCAUAGUUACAUGUUAGUUGAAGAAAUGUGUUAGGGCUGUGUUUCACCUAAAUUUUUGAACUCGUGUAUGUUUAUGUUUGACUGCAUUAUUCAAUAGAGAUUACACCACUUG
This is a messenger RNA of Rubroshorea leprosula, 1718 nucleotides long. NCBI's taxonomy places the organism in Eukaryota, Viridiplantae, Streptophyta, Magnoliopsida, Malvales, Dipterocarpaceae. The record is from the annotation of a GenBank genome assembly.